This is a messenger RNA of Echinostoma caproni, 442 nucleotides long. The record is from the annotation of a GenBank genome assembly. Lineage: Eukaryota; Metazoa; Platyhelminthes; Trematoda; Plagiorchiida; Echinostomatidae.
GAUGAUGAUGAUGAUGAUGAUGAUGAUGAUGAUGAUGAUGCUGAUGAUGAUGAUGAUGAAAAUGAAAAUUCGGAUGACGAAGUUGAUGAUGUUGCUGAUGAUGAUGAUGAUGUUGAUGAAUAUGAUGAUGAUUCGGAUCAAGAUGAUGAUGAUGAUGAUGAUGACGAUGAUUCGGAUGAUGAUGAUGAUGAUGAUGAUCAUGAUGAUGAUGAUGAUUCGGAUUAUGAUGCUGAUGAUGAUGAUUCGGAGCAUGAUGAUGUUAAUGAUGAUGAUGAUGAUGAUGAUGAUGAUGAUGAUGAUGAUGAUGAUGAUGAUGAUGAGACGGGAUGAUGAUGAUGAUGAUGAUGAUGAUGAUGAUGAUGAUGAUGAUGAUAAUGAAGAUGAUUUGAUGAUGAUGAUGAUGAUGAUGAUGAUGAUGAUGAUGAUGAUGAUAAUGAAAUGA